Micropterus salmoides (largemouth bass) is the source of this 10393-nucleotide messenger RNA. Its product is annotated as mucin-2-like. The coding region runs from base 708 to 3362 and encodes 884 amino acids. The record is from RefSeq and is a predicted model, not a curated record. The transcript has 5 exons. NCBI's taxonomy places the organism in Eukaryota, Metazoa, Chordata, Actinopteri, Centrarchiformes, Centrarchidae.
CUGAUGGCGGCGGGGCUGGCGGAGGGUCGCACCGCGAAGGGAGAGCGAGGAGGCGGGGAACCGGAGAGACAGAGAGAGGAGGCCCCGGCGGUACCGAGUCCCGACACACCGACACACCGACAAUAAUCACACCGAGAACAGCAGCAGCAAGGCCCGCAAACCCACACAGAGGACCGCGGACGGAUGGAUGGAGCGUUCAGGACCUCCCAUUGGCUGUCAUCCUGUCUUGCUCCACCAGCCAGUACACUACUACAGCUGCAGUACUUGUUGUACUUAGUUGCAGUAGUCAGCUUUGAAGAAUUGUGUAUCAAUGGAUUUUGAUACUAACAGACCUGGAAUGACAACCUUAGCUUGAUAGCAUAUGUGUUUCUAGGGGCCUAGUGCUUCAAAUUUAGGGCCCCUGAAUCAUACACCCCUGAGAGAAAAAAUAGAUUGAAGCUGCCACAAAAAGUAUCCGCUCUGGAUCUGUAGAUUAGCUUUAUUUUGAAGCUAAUUGCAGUUAGCAGCUAACAGCUAGCACAGCAACUUGAUCCGAAUCAAACACACACCUUCUUAAUAUUCAGUUCAGAAAAUAAAAUAGCUAAAAAAUGUAGUUGGACUCCGACAAGGGUUACGUGUUUGGCAGCUAACGGGUUGUUAGCUGCUAGUUGCUAGCGGUGAGCAGGUAGCGGUGGCGCGGGUCUAGGCCCGGCCAGAGCAGGGGUGUGAUGGAGUACCACUCCGGUGGCAGCCUGCCCCUGCUGGGGAGACCGCGGUACUGCCCCGGUGCCAACGCUAACGGAGGAUACCUGUGUGAGACGGGACACUGCUGCGGAGAGACCGGCUGCUGCACCUACUACUACGAACUCUGGUGGUUCUGGCUGCUGUGGACCGUCCUCAUCCUGUUCAGCUGCUGCUGUGCGUACCGACACCGGCGAGCCAAACUGAGACUCCAGCAGCAGCAGAGACAGAGAGAGAUCAGCCUGCUGGCCUACCAUGGAGCCAACUCCUACCCCUCCUCCAUGCUGGACCUCAGUUUCCUGGCCUCUCUAAAGCUGCCGUCCUAUGAGGAGGUGGCGGCUCAACCCUCCACCCCUCCUCCACCCUACAGCUCCGUGUUCACCUCCCCACGUUACCCGCAGCCCCCCCGCACAGCUGACCCCCAUCUGCUCACACAGCACGACCCCCUGCUGCACCGGCCGCUCAGCGACGGUCCCUCCUCCCUCAGCUCCGACAACAGCUCCAGUUGUUCCUGUGAUUCCUGCUGCCCCUCCUCUCCGUGUAGCUCCUCCCUGUCGGCACCCGUUACGUAUGAGACUGACACAAGCCAUGCCACCACGCCCAGCGAGGCUGCUCCCCUCACUCUUGAUGUCACCAUGGAGACCAUCGCUGCUGCAGCAACCUGUUUGGAGGGUGCCGCAGUGGCCAUUGACAUUGGUGAUGAAGAUGCUGCCAGAGCACAGGAACCUAUUGCCACGGACUCAUCGGUUCCCAACCAGACUGUUACUGUGGCGGUUGUUACCAGGGCGGCUUCCCCUCACCCUCUGCCCUCCCCCGGUUCUGAGGUGGCUCUUUCUGUUGUAACUACAUCUCCCAUAAAGCAACAGCUCGACCUAGCACCGUGUACCCCAAUAGUCAGCACCUGUAGCCCAAGUACACUCCCAAGUCCAAGUGUUUUGGACACGACACUCCCCUCCAUUCAAAUUACAAGCAUUGAGGGCUUAGCUGACAACGUAGAAACUACACCUCCCCCGAAAAUCACAUCAAUAUCAGGCCCUUCUACCCCCACAGCUAGCAUUUCUGACAGCCUUACAGCCUCCCAAACCCUCGAAACCCUCAAUCUAACAAGAACUUUUGAUACAGUCAAUGUUCCUAGUAGCCCAACCUCAGUACUGUCCCCAGAUGUUGGAAGAACUUUGGCCCUGAUAACAGGCUCUGCUGGUCUCCCAACCCCAGACCCAAAUCCUAGCCUUGUGUCAAUCCCGGCACUUUCAAACCUUACCCAAGCUCCAGCCCCAGUACCUUCAAACCUUAUGUUAGCUUCAGUCCUGGUCCCGUCAACCCUUACACAAGCUUUAAUCCCAAUACCUUCAGACUUUACCCAAUCUCCAGAUGCAUUACCUACAAACUUUACCCAAGCUCCAGAACCAGUAUCCACAAACCCUACCCUCUUUCCAGGCCCAGCACUUACAAAACCUACCCAAGCUCCAGACCCAGUACCUUCAAACCUUAACCUAGUGCCAAACCUACACCCUAAAACUACCGUAGUCCAAGACUGUGCACCUAACCCCAUUCUAACUCCAAAACCUGCACAGUCAAACCUUACCCUUGCUACAAAUGCAGCACCCACUUCACCUACAUUAGCCCAUUGCCAGAUUCCAGAACUGUCACCUGGGUCAGGCCCAGCCCUUAUGCCUCCCAGCCCAAGAUCAGGCUUGCCCCAACACCCAGGUGCUGUUACUGUUCUUGUAUCUUAUCGAGCUUCAGGUGAAGUACCAGCCGAUGCAGGUCCUUCUCUGACCCUGUCUCAAUCAUCAGAGUCAGACCUUAUUAGUCCAUUACCGUCAAAUGUCCACGCUGAUUUUAGUUCUGAAUCUGGAUCAUACUCUAGUGUUGGUUCAAGGCCAGGUCCACUGUCCACUCCUGCCCCAGUGCUCACCUUCCCAACCCCUGAAUCCUCCUAUUCUUCCUGUCCAGCCAUAACCAUAGAGUCUGAAUCUUGUUUCACCCCCUCUCGGUCUCCACCUGCAGCCCUCUCCCCAUCCUCACCCCCAUCCCUUCCUUCUCCUCCUCCCUUGCUCUCCCCUCCAGCCCUGUCUUCUACCUCCCUCCCAGCUCCAGCUUUACUCCUGGACCCCCUCACUGCUCUGCACCAGUCCAACAAAAGUGGAUCGUCCUCUGGCCACGCUUCCUCCCUCUCCCCCUCGCCUCGUGCUACUCAGUCCCCUCCGAAACAGACCCUCUUCUCCCCCUGUGUGGAUGUCUUUGAACCAGGACCUCCCAGCUGGGAAGAUGGAGAGCAUGAGGAGGAGGACAAUGAUGAUGAUGAAGAUGAGGACAUGGGGGCUGAUGAGAGCCAGUAUAGACAUCGGCGACUUACAGGUGACUCUGGGAUCGAGGUGUGCAGAUGUCGGGUAGAGGAGGAAGAGGAGGAGGAAGAGGAAGAGGGCGAAAGGAAGGAGGACGGCAGGAGAGGAGGAGGAGCAGGAGGGGAAAGGGAUAUAAAAGGAGGUGGAAACACUGAUCUCCAUGACAGUGUGGACUGCCCUGCUAGAGGUCAGAUAACCACAGGGGAAGAACUCAUACUCUGUAACUCCACCUCCACCACAACGCCAACGUCUGAGGACAGUGGCGAAGUCGUCAUUGUUAUGGAAACAGUGUGAUUGACAGAAGUGGGUGUAUCAAACCAUUCGUCAUCCAGACAAGGGAUGAACAGGAAGUUAAUGAUGGCGUCCGCUCUUAAAACAGUUUUUUGAGAUUGUUCUGUACCCAGGGAGGUUUUGAACGCAGACCAUCGUGGAUGAGUUACAUCACUUUAACAAAUGAUGCCUGUACAGCGUCUAUUAGUCAGACCAGCAUAGGUGUCGGAUAUUUGAUAGGAUGAGAUUCCACAGGACGCAUUAGCUCAUAUAACAUGGUUUCUUCAACUGUGAGUUGGAAUUUUAGUCAGUUGUGGUUUCUGCAUGGUGAGUACCGGUGUGUUUUAAGUAGGGAGGAGUGGUAUGUAAUGUACUCAGAUUGCUACUACUACCGAAAGUACUACUACCGCACUACAGAACUGUUGUCAGCAAUUGGUAAAACGCCAAGAAACAUUAUGAAGUUUUACAGUUUACACAAAAUAUAUUUAGAAAUCCACCUUUACAUAACAUUGGAGAGUUGUCCAUUUAUGAAGAAAGUCUAAAUCUCUACCAGUGGCUAUGAACAGAGAGCUAGCUGAAGCAGUUUGUUGUGUUGUGUCUGUAGAUCCAUUCAGUAAUGUCCUCAGUCAGAGUGAACAGUCUAACAAUUUGUUUGUGCAGGUUAAGGUGACACUGUUAACUGUCUUAGUAGUCAUAGUCUCCAAAAUACAUGGCGCUUGCGUCAGUCAAAGAUAUCCUAUUGAGAUACAUUCAGUGUUCCUCACCAAAACAAAUUCCUUCCUCUUUAAACUAUUGAAAUAUUAUUUUUAAGGGGCUCUCCACCAAUUUUUACACAUACACAUUUCAAAUAACCCAAACCCUGUGGUACAAACUGGUGCAUUUAUAAGGCAGGAAGGGUUUAAUGAAAUGCGCUAAUUAGGUUGCAUUAUGGGAUAUGUGAGAUCCAGUUAAUGCUUUUUACUGUUAUUGUUUAAAUCUGUCUCUUGCAAGUCCCCUAGCUUUAUGGAUAUGAAAUACAUCCUUUAAACCUGUUUACAUCUAUAUUAACGAGCUACUAGUCUUAUUCAUACGCACCUUUUGCUAAUGCAUUGCUACGUUUCUUAGCCUGUUAUUGCCUCCAACGGUUGAUCUUAGAAAUUCGUGAAAUCGGGGGAUGUUGUAUAGCUUAUAUACACAAUGUGUAUCUUCACCUGCGUGCUUAAGCAUGUAAAUGUACGUCCUCAUAAUCAUGCCAACCAAAAUUCAUUAAAAAAUUCUUCCAUAGUGUUACAGUGGACAAAAAUAUGAAUGACUACUGGUAACAAUAAGCUUGCUAACAAGCCAGCAGGCUAAUUUAGCCAUGAAACGGAUGCUAUAGUUAGCAUGCAAAUGCUGGCUUCCAUUGGCUACUGUGUUGGCUAAUUCUCCAAUCAGAACAACUGUUUUGUGGUGGUUAGCUGAACAAAUGCUAUGGCUAGCUAGCUAACAACCUAGCCCUUUCUGAAAACAAAAUAAUUGAGGCCACAAUUACCUCCCAAUGAGUCACUGUUCAAUUUUGUUGACAGAUAUGAAUGCAGCUAGAUAAGCACAAUGCUAAUGCGGCAUUCAUGUCAUAUGGGAGUAACUGUAAUUGCCAGUUGCCUAAUUGUAAAAACAAGUUCAACAUCCAAGUUGUAGUUACAAUUGGGGGAUUUUUCUGAAAUCUCUGAUGUAUAAAAGUUUGCAAAUACGGACACCUCACAACAACUAAAUUAAUGAUAAUUACCUUGUGUAAUACUUUAUUUCCAUCCACAGUAUAUUUUAACGCUCACAAGAUCAAUUCUGCAUCAUACACCCAUCGUGAGUGGUCCAAUGACGUUAACGCUUGCAAGUCAAAAACUAGGGAAUCUUUCCCUUUGGUACCUUCCAACCAACUUGAAACGGGGUCCCCUGACAGAUAUGACGUUUCCUUUCUUACGUCCAUCAGUCACCAACAAGAAAAGAACAACUUUAAAUAGUUGAACGUUUACCAGAAGACACCUCGCUUGUCUUGGGUGAUGACGGAAGUUUGGAAACGUGCCGGGGACAAAUUGGCUGUUUUGGAAAUGAAGAGAGACUGAAGUGGGAGGAUGAUUCACUCUGACUGACAGAAGGAACUGAUUCAUUCAUUAGAGGGGACGUUUUGAUGAAGAAGUCUGUCAGGAGAGUGGAAUCAGGUGGGUAGUUUAUGAAAUGGGCGCGACAGUUUAUCAGAUUUGAUGUGUUCAUGGCAACUUGAUCCUGUAUGGAAGGCUUUAGGGCUGGUAGAUCAGUUGGUUCUCUGUGCGUCAGCCUUUCAGCUGAGAAGCUUUUGCAUAAAUAGGAAUAAACAAUGGACACUUUUAGACAGAAACAAAGCACCAAACAGAAGAGAGACAGGAACACGUCAUCAUUCCCGUCUUUGUUUUUUUUCCUCUGAUUUUGAGGUCAGAUAUACAACAAUACAUUCACUUUCUGCAUCUCUCCAUUCAUAGGCACUUUCAGCACCCUUAAUUGAUAAAUUGCCAUCAUCGUGGAUAAUUGAUCAAACAAGUCAAGCUAAUGUAGGGCCUUGAAAUAACAGCAACCUCUAUCCUGUUAAAGAAUUGGUCAUUCAGGCCGUUAUUGUAACAUAUUAAUUUUUCAUACACUGUCAGAUUGAUAGACGUGUCAAUAUUGAUAUUUUGUGACAGAAAGAGUAUAUUUUGUCAGUGAGAGAGAGUUACAUUUGUGUAGUACAUCUGGUGUAUUUCAAAGAAAUUAGGAGAGCAAUACUUUUAAUCAGCAACAGUCUGUUAGUAAAUCCCCACCCACCCCCAAAAAACAACAAAAUAAAACAAAAACUGCUCUGAUAGCAAAGUAAUGCAUAGAAGCAUUCAGUUUACGUGACUGUCAUGUUUGUAUUUCGACUGAAAUACCAAACAUUCCACGUGGGUUUGGACAAUUUCUACGCACCUUAAGGGUCAUGUGGAAAUAAUGUUUUGGGAUUUUUUUUUCUUGGAGGAAAUUUUCACCCAACAACAGCCGUGUAAUGAUUGCGAGAGCUGGUGCAGUGUUUAAGUAAUUUCCAACACACUCCACAGAAGUACGUCAUCACACAUUUGUAAUACUUUUUGUUGUAAGUGUAUAAAGAUCAAAGUCAAAAUGAAUGAAACAAAGACUAUAGCUUUAUCCCCUAUCUUUGUCCAUGCCAUGAAAAUCACCUGCUUAACACUACGUUCACAGAUGUUUUGUUGUACUUUUAUAUAAAAAGCUUUUUCUUAAUUCCUGUUUCAACAAAAAAUACACCACAUUGUUCUCCCAUAUCAGUGGGCGUGUAAAAGUGAGGCUUGGGUUUUUUUUGUCACCUUUUCUUACACCUGCUUCCACAAAGUGCACUUGUUUUUUUUACAGCUCUUAAUGUAAGCUGUAUUAGAAAGUUUAACAAAUGUGUGCUGCUCCAAACCAGAAGUCGGAGCGUGUUGGAAAAGACACCAGACAGUGAAGUCUGACCUCUAGCCAAUGAGAUAAAGUGUGUGCAUUGACGUCAUCAGGUUGCACCUGCUGAUAAUUGCUUGAGCCAGAACUCUUCAGUGGGAAUUUUCUUUGAAAGUAAAGACACAGAAGCGUUAGGCAAUAUAAUCUUAAACUACGGCAACCGCUGUGGUGCAGAGAACUGGUCACCUGACCGCAUGUCUCGGUCACGGAUGUCAUUAACUCAGCCUUCUCCGAUGAAAAGACCUUGAGUCUGGUUGACUAAUCCUUAAACCCUGUGUCCAUGCUGCAUUACAACGCGGGCUUCAUGUACUUCGCUACUCAUUUGUUGCAAAGGACGAUGGGUAGAACUUUGCUGACAGAGGUACCCAAACGGAUACCAUGAUGGGUACUGGUAUGUGGGACCUCUUUGUGACAAAAGCCAUGUCCUGCCAUGGAAAGGACAUGACUUUCAGUUUCUAUUUUCAAACCCUGAUUGACAGCUGGAUGUUUUCUGGACCGCCAGAAGUCUUUGCAGUCAGUUUGGAAAACCAACGUGCAGAAGAUCGGAUUCAUACAUGGAUGCAUAAAUGAUCUGAUCUUUAAACAUUUGUGGCUAAAUACACAGAUAUAGGCAUGUGGUUUUGAGCAGAUGUUGACUACGGAGCGCUCAAGCAGAUUCUCUGAUUGUGACUUUGAUUCGUCUCAGACUAAGGUCAAAAAUAACACCUUUGAUUUAAUUGAAUGCAGGCCAAAUUUGCGCCUGUGGACUGAGGAUUAAGAGUUGGUACUGGCUGAAGGACCUCUUAGAGAAAGCUCAAGGGCGAUACCGAGCCAUUGAUGUUGUGGUUGAUGGUGUUCUUUGUUUACCUGAACUAAUAAGGUUAUAUAUAUCUCCAUGGCUACAGAGUGCCAUUUCUACCUGACAACUGUUACUACUUAGCAUUAGAUAGAGCUGUUCUCGCUCUGUGUGUGUGUGUGGAUUGUCGACCAGAGUGACUGAAGAAAUGUUGUCUAAAAUCUUUCUGUAGCUCAGGUUCCCAAAGGCUCUGCAGCUCUAAGAUCAGCUGGUGAUGGUGUGACGUUUGGCCAUUUCAUUGAGGAUUUCAUCCAAAUUUCCUCACAGUUCCAGGAGAGUGUUGACAUUGUCUGAAAGGGUCUAAACAGACUGAAUUGUGUGGACAUUUUGGCAUUGUUUUGGUAACUUCUACCAGCUAAAUGGAAGAAGGUCCCCAUAUUUUCUCUGGAGGCAUCAUGGUAAACAUAGUCAAUCCCUGACUGAAGCAGAUAUGGUAGUUUAAGGUAAUUUCGUCAGAACUCCUGGAAUCACAAACUUAUGACACAACAAAGAGAGUAGACAUUUCUAACAUUUCUCAGUUUCCAUGUUGCUCAAUGGGUGCAGCAAGGCACGAGCACUGCCAGGGUUGGAGGUUCAUUCAUCUUGAUGUUCCUCAAGAUGUCAACACUCCUGGUGCUGUUAGGCCUUAAGGGGAAAAGUCUUCGGCCAAAUGUCUGUUAAAAGCUUUGACCAUCUCUGGACUGAUGUUAAGGCUGACCUAACUUUUGGAAACCCAUCUUUAUCUGUUUUUGUUGAGAUAUCUGUUGAGUUCAACUAAGACUAGUUUUUCAUAAAAUAUUGGUGCACGAAAACAUUAAAAAAAUUGUCCUCUGAUAGAAGAGUUUCACACUGACUGGAUUCACAUUGACAGGUCCGAUUAGGUUUUAGCAAAAUAAAUGACUCCGAUAUGAUUGUUUAAAAGCUAUAUUUGACUGCUUUUAGUUUUUAAACCUUGGAUAACUCCUUAAAUUACUUUUGAAAAUAAACGUUAAGGAAUUCUUUGGAAACUUCUGCUGAAAAAACAAAAAAUUCUCCAACAAGAAUUGGUGAUUAGUUCCACUAGUUAUCUCUUCCUGCAUAAAGUCUGGGACAAAGCUGAAUCCUACAAAGACUGGACAAACAACAUAAAGACUGUUUCCCCCAACACGACAGUCGGGGAAGGAGCAUAAAUUUGCCGACUCAGUAAAUAAACUACACCUCUGGUUAGUCCAGCGAGAACUCAAAUGCUGCGUGUAAAGUGUUAAGUUUUAGAUUUAAUGUUUAGAUGCUUUCAUUUUCUUUGGAGCUUGUCCAGUGCACUCUCACACUACAAAACAUUUUUGCUUGCCAUUCUUCUUCUGUUGUUGUACUUACCAUUAUGUCUCCCUUGGGCAACACACGUGACACAAGUGACGUCAUUGGGUGCAAAUCAAACACACCCUGUAACUAGAAGGCCUGGCACCAGCUGAAUCUGAUGGUUUCAGAUUUGACUCUUUACAUAUAACACAAUUAUAUAUACAUGAUUUUAUCACGCCAAAAUCAGAUAAAUGAUUGCCUUAACUGUGCUAAUGUCUGUGGUAACUAUGACAUACAAAGGAAUAGACCAUCUCCAAAUGAAUAUUACUUUCCUGACAACCCACUUCAAUAUCUGCUGCCUGAACCGUUUUACUGUGAAGCAGCUGCAGGAAAUGAUUUAGUCACCAAGGUCAGUAACUGACGACUAAUUAAAGUCUAUAUUUGUGCAUUUUUCUACAAUUUGAUCAUCAGAAGAGUUUUAUAAAUUGCCAGGGACAGAUGGAUAAAAAAGGAUACAGUCAAAUUGAGCUGGGUAGACGAGGAGGUGGAGGUCACAGGUACUCAUUGCAAGCAACACUUUUCACGUCAUGUCGAAAAUGACUCUACCACGAGUUCUGGUAACAGUCGCUAAUAGUGCAUCACAGCCCAGGUAUCCAGGCUAAAAAUAGAAAUCCAUCAUGAGAUCCUGCUGCAGGAGUUGUUUGAAGUGAUUUGACUGUUGUUUUUUUUUGUAGCUUUAAAAAAAGAUCAGGAACUCUGGCAACCUCAGUAGUUUGAAAAGAAACUUUGCUGAGCCAUGAGGUGAAUUUAUCAUUUUAAUGGUCAUCGUUUGAACUGCGUUUAUUAGACAAAGGACUGAGGAGAAACUGAGGAGGCAAUACACUUUUUGGGGUGAGAUGGUUCCUUUAAAUGCCCAAUUACAUUCACAAACCCAACGCGAGGUCAAAGUUCUUAACCUUAAGUUUAAAGACCAUACGUCUUUUAAAAAUCCCUAGAUGGGGCGGUAACGCCCAGCUGCUUUAUAUAUGGGCACUAUGGGUAAAUAAUCCUCAAUUAGAGUCGUAAUCUGAAUGCAGCGCUGACUCUGAAAUGACAACUCUGGUUUUUGGCCUCAUUAAAUGUUUACCAUUUUGGCUCUUUGAUCAACUUUUACUUGUUUAAUGAGGAGAUUGGAAGCAGCUUCACCUGUGGUGUUUGACAAAGUUAUUUAAUUUACUAAAAUGUCAGUGUGUUCCUUCUAUUGUAGGAGCCCCUCCCUCUGUCUAAAUAAUGUUUUUAUCUUGUUAUCUCUUCUCUCCUUCCUGUUUGCAUGAGGUUUCUGUCGGAGGAGUCGAAGGAAGCAGAGAAGAGAUUUAGUCUUUAAAAUUCCCUUAAUAUUAUGAUGAUAACGAUGCUAAUUAUUAGUAUAACUAAAUUAAUAGUGAGUGUGUAUGUGUGGAUGUAUGUGUGUGAUCUAACUAAACCAGCCUGUUCUAAAAACGUGUGAAGAUAUACUGAAUAAAACUGUCAAAUC